This is a messenger RNA of Encephalitozoon cuniculi GB-M1, 765 nucleotides long. RefSeq lists its product as uncharacterized. Bases 1 to 765 code for a protein of 254 amino acids. The record is from RefSeq and is marked provisional. The transcript has a single exon. Gene Ontology annotation, cellular component: membrane. Gene Ontology annotation, molecular function: hydrolase activity, acting on carbon-nitrogen (but not peptide) bonds. Lineage: Eukaryota; Fungi; Microsporidia; Unikaryonidae. Gene Ontology annotation, biological process: carbohydrate metabolic process.
AUGUUACUUUGCCUACUAUACUUUACAUCUUCCUGGUGCUCAGGAAGUGAUGUCCCUGACGUGUGCACAAACUCUGGAAUGAUAGCAAUAAACUUUGUGGACGGUCCUGUCAGAGGCGUGACCGAUAGGAUUCUCAACACCCUAGAUGAGCUUGGCGUGAAGGCCACCUUUUCGUUCACAGUGAACCAGAAGGCUGUUGGGAAUGUGGGGCAGCUGUAUAGAAGAGCUGUUGAGGAGGGCCAUAAUGUGGCGCUAAGGGUGGAUCCCUCAAUGGACGAGGGAUACCAAUGCCUUUCCCAGGAUGCCCUGGAAAAUAAUGUGGAUAGGGAGAUAGAUACAAUAGAUGGGCUUAGCGGCACCGAGAUAAGGUAUGCUGCGGUGCCCAUAUGCAACGGACAGGUGAACUCGGAGAUGUACAACAUCCUCACCGAAAGAGGAGUUCUUCCUGUGGGAUACACCUUCUGCCCGUAUGAUUAUGACGAUCCCGUUGGAGAGUUUGAGAGCAUGAUAGAGGGGUCCGAUCCAAAGCACCAUUCAUUCAUCAUUCUGAUGCACGAUGGGCAGGAGGCAGACACCUCACGCCUGGAAAAUAUGGUGAAAAUAGGAAAGGACAAAGGAUAUAGGUUCGUCAACAUGGAUGAGUGCCUCCAAGGAUACAAGGGUGCACCUGGAGAUCCUGAGCUCAGCCUGAGAGGAAAGGGCGUUGAGAGCAUAGGAAAGGGAUUCCUGCCUUUUUUCCUCAUGAUGUUAGUAAGGCUUCUGUAA